This is a messenger RNA of Acanthochromis polyacanthus (spiny chromis), 602 nucleotides long. It is a transcript of the gene polr3k, whose product is annotated as polymerase (RNA) III (DNA directed) polypeptide K. The record is from RefSeq and is a predicted model, not a curated record. The transcript is spliced from 3 exons. Bases 150 to 476 code for a protein of 108 amino acids. Gene Ontology annotation, molecular function: nucleic acid binding; zinc ion binding; DNA-directed RNA polymerase activity. Lineage: Eukaryota; Metazoa; Chordata; Actinopteri; Pomacentridae. Gene Ontology annotation, biological process: termination of RNA polymerase III transcription; DNA-templated transcription. Gene Ontology annotation, cellular component: RNA polymerase III complex.
ACCUCAUUUUCAUCAGCUCCUUUUCCGCCGCUUCACAUGCGAGAGAAAAUUUACAGAAAAGACUCUUAAAACAAUGCAUUAACUCUGCGUAAUAGAGUGCUUUAACCGAGUUUCUUUCUAAAUAAGUGACUAAAUAAUUCACUGGUAAUAUGCUUCUUUUCUGUCCGACCUGUGGGAAUGUUUUAAUUGUCGAGGAAGGACAGAAGUGCUUGAGAUUCGCGUGCAACACUUGUCCCUACGUACACAACAUCACAAGAAAGGUAAAUAACAGAAAGUAUCCCAAACUAAAAGAGGUGGAUGAUGUCCUCGGUGGAGCUGCAGCGUGGGAAAACGUGGACUCAACUGCUGAAAAAUGUCCCAAGUGUGAGCAUCCUCGGGCGUAUUUCAUGCAGAUUCAGACCAGAUCAGCAGAUGAACCGAUGACAACUUUCUACAAAUGCUGCAAUGGCCAGUGUGGACAUCGAUGGAGAGAUUGAGACCUAUGGACUUCUAGUUAUCGAUUUUUUUUUUUGUGUGUGUGAGAAUUUCAAGUUUCUGCUUUGUGUGUAGACACAGCUGAAGAACGUUGGAUAUUUACAUGCAAUAAAAAAAAGUUUCCUUAA